GGUCAGGCCCUGGGUGUCCCUGCCCCCCCCCACCCCCCGAGGAAAGGCGGCCCUGUGAGGGCACCGGCCGUCUCUGAGCGGGGACUGUGGUAUCCCGCCCCGCUCCUUCUCCCCUCAGCAUCCUUCCGUACCCGCCGGGGUCGGGCUGGCUUUCUCCAGCCGGCCAGGAGACGGGAUCAGCCCCAGGGUUAUGCCCCUUCCUUGCCUUCCAGGGGCAUCUCGCAGGGCUGCCAGGCGGUCGUAAACCGUCCCCGGGUUCUCCAUCCCGCCCCUGUUGGUGUUGCUGAGGUUACCCCCGCUUCCCCGGCAAGUUUUUGUGGCAAAGGCCUCCCCAGGCCCGCUCGCCUUCGAGCAUGGAGUUCGCGGAGCUGAUCAAGACCCCUCGAGCGGACAACGUCGUCCUGCACCGCCCGUUCUACCUGGCGGUGGAGGGGACUCUCUGCUUAACUGGCCAUCAUCUCAUUUUUUCAUCACGGCGUCAAGAUAACGCUGAGGAGCUGUGGCUGCUGCACUCCAACAUUGAUUCUAUUGAAAAAAGGUUUGUGGGCUCAUUGGGUACCAUCAUUAUAAAAUGCAAAGAUCUGCGAAUUAUUCAGCUUGAUAUACCUGGAAUGGAGGAGUGUUUGAACAUUGCUAGCUCUAUUGAGGCGCUUUCCACUCUGGAUUCUGUCACUCUCAUGUAUCCAUUCUUCUACCGGCCCAUGUUUGAAAUCGUUGAAGAUGGCUGGCGCUGCUUUCUGCCUGAUGAAGAAUUUGAGCUCCUCAGUUCAGUGACAGACGAAUGGCGUCUAAGCUGCAUCAAUAAGGAAUUCUCUGUCUGUCCCUCCUACCCUCCGGUUGUCAUUGUCCCCAAAUCCAUCGAUGAUGAAGCGCUUCGGAAAGUUGCCAUGUUUCGCCAUGGCAGUCGCUUCCCAGUCCUCAGCUAUUACCAUAAGAAGAAUGGGAUGGUCAUGAUGCGAAGUAGCCAGCCUCUUACAGGUACAAAUGGGAGGCGGUGUAAAGAAGACGAGAAGCUUAUUAAUGCCACGCUACGGCCUGGCAAGCGUGGCUACAUCAUUGAUACGAGGUCCUUGAAUGUUGCCCAGCAGGCCAGGGCCAAAGGAGGGGGCUUUGAACAAGAAGCGCACUAUCCCCAGUGGAGGAGGAUUCACAAAUGUAUUGAGAGGUUUAAUAUUCUGCAAGAAAGCCUCAUCAAACUUGUGGAAGCUUGUAAUGACCAGUCGCACAAUAUGGACCGCUGGCUCAGUAAACUGGAAGCUUCCAACUGGCUGACUCAUGUCAAAGAGAUACUAACUGCAGCUUGUCUAGCUGCUCAGUGCAUUGACAGGGAAGGUGCAUCAGUGUUAGUCCAUGGGACUGAAGGAACUGAUUCAACACUCCAGGUGACUUCUCUGGCACAGAUUAUCUUGGAUCCAAGGUGCAGGACCAUACGUGGCUUUGAAUCUCUUGUUGUGAGGGAGUGGCUGCAGGCUGGUCACCCUUUUCAGCAGCGCUGUGCCCAAUCAGCCUAUUCAAAUAGCAAGCAGAAAUGGGAGGCCCCAGUGUUUCUCCUCUUUUUGGACUGUGUGUGGCAAAUCCUUCGUCAGUUCCCUUGCUCUUUUGAAUUCAACGAACAGUUCCUCAUUAUGCUCUUUGAACAUGCUUACGCUUCACAGUUUGGGACUUUCCUGGGAAACAACGAAAAUGAAAGGUCUAAACUGAAGCUGCCGCAAAAGACUAUGUCCCUGUGGUCCUGGGUGAACAGGUCUGAAGAGCUGAGCAAAUUCCAGAAUCCUCUUUUUGAGGCCAACAGCCUUGUCAUCUGGCCUUCCGUUGCCCCACAGAGCCUGCAGCUCUGGGAAGGUGUCUUUCUUCGGUGGAACAGGCCUUCCAAGUUCCUAGACGAAGCCCAUGAAGAAAUGAUCAACAUUAUAAAAUACAACAAGGAACUUCAGGCAAAGGUUAAUGCAUUGAGGAGGCAGCUAGCACAGUUGCAAACAGCUGAUAGGAUGCAGGAGAACCUAAGACAUACACAACUGGGCAUAGUGUCCUCUCUUGGCAGCUCUUCUGUCUCGAAAUUGAAUACAGUGUCAGCAGAAGCUGGAACUCUAACCUCAACCCAACUGUAUGGAUGACCAGGAUGGGCCAAGAGACUGGAUGUUUCAGAUUUAUUUUGGACUUUUUCUGGUUUUGUUGAACUCUCUAAACACUCGGCAGGAUUAAAAUACAAAGUUAUGUACAGAUAGGUAAAGGCUUUUUGUCUGAAAGCACCUUUUCUCUCCAAGAGUAAGUAAGGCAGCUUAGUUCUUUAGUUUCCUGGAAAAACUAGAAAAUGGUAUAAUCUAACUACAGGUUCUACCAGUCUAUAUGAUACUCUCAGUAGCCUUCACAUCUAACACUUGUUUUUUUGUGUUAAGCAUUGGCUUGGGAGCAGUAAGUUGAACACCAAACCAGAGCAAGAAAUUUCAGUGCAAUACAGAACUGAAGUAGGGAUUCUGCUGCUAGUGUUUAAGCCAUGACCUUCAGGUGGAAUUGUCCCUCGUGGACAAAUAUCUCCUAAGGAACAACAAGCUUUUUUUUUUUCAUUCUACCUGGAAAACAAAAAGGUUAAGUAGUUGGUGGCGGUGUUCACUUGCAGAACAGUGGCUCAGAGCUGUUCUUUUAACUAGAGCCAAGCUGCCCUCUUGAAACUUCAGACUGUACUGGCUGUUUUUGUACACUUGAACAGGUUCACAGCACUGCUAGGGUGCAAGAGCAGCACUUAAUGUACAACUCAACAAAACACUUUUGCUCCACCUGGUGUGCUUUUUCCUCUCAUGCUCUUACUACACGUUUUGUGAAACUUCAAAAGCAGAAGUUAGGAGUUGAGGUGAUCUAAUGUAUCAGGUAGCUGCUGCAGAUUAAGAGGCCACCACACUACAAAAAAUGCUAAUAGUUUAGGUCAUUUGUAGCUGCUAAAACUGCUUAAAGACUUUAGGGAUAAGCUUUUUUUUUUCCAAGUAACUUUGUAUUUUGUAGCUGAUCUUUGUGUUUCUGUGAAUGCAGUCUGCUUUUAUAAAAUCAGAGGUUUUGCUAGAGAUUUUUUUUCUCCUUUAAAAAGACACAUAAGAGUGGGUCUGAAAUAUUAACUCACUUAGGCAUUCGUUCAGCUUGAUUCCAUUAGUAGCUGUACAUGACUGAGAAGACUUGAAUUAACAACAGCACAUGUGGCUGGGAUUAUCUCAAAAGGCGCUUGCUGUUAGCCUAUUUCUAUUGAAAUGAAUGGAGCUGCGUUAGGUCAGUGUCGAUCUCUUCGGAAACUGUUGAGCUUCCGUGACACUUUAUGCUGUUUUGGAAUGAAGCUGCCUUUAUUUAAAAGCCACUUCACAAAGAUAGAUAUAUGUGAAAAUGCAGGAUCUUUAGUCGUCAUAGAAGUAUCUGGAUAACAAUCUGCAAAAAUCAUGUAACCACUAAAUAUAUUCUAAGAAAAGUUCUAUAAUCAAGGAGGCUAUAUAAAAUUAUGUGAUAGUGAUUAAGUGCUACCUUAAUGCCUUUUGAUUCAGUCCUUAUUUCCUUAAUUAUGUUCUUCUCAACUAACCUAAACUUAGUCCUAGAGUCAUCUGGCUUAAAAAAUAAAAAGAUCCCUUUUAAACUAUUGUUCACUUAAGGCAGAAGAAUUAAUUCCCCCCUACUUGUAAUACCAGUUUCUUUUUAGGUUUGGAGAGCGACAGUCUCGUUCACUAAAUCAAAUCUGACAUAAAGAAUGCUUCUCAGGGUGGCUGGUGAUUGGUACCACGCAACAGGGGAGGCACAAGUUGGCCAUGCCUUCCACCUCCAAACACUGGCUUCUGGAGCUACCUUCUGGAUAUAUUGCAAAUGUAAGCCCUUAAAAUUAUUGCUCACCCUUUAAGAUUAUGUCUGUGGGAUCUGCAUCUGCCUGGGUGUUGUAUCCCUAUCCAGUUCAGAAUUUCUACUGUUCCUGUACAUCUAAAAUACAUUAUCACUAGCCAGAUGAGAAGGAUUCAGAAGGCACUAUUUUCCCCAUAAUAGACUAUACAUAAAACACACGUAAAGGUUAUGUAAUUUCCUAACAUAGUAAUUAUAUAUUGAGCUAAAUAAUAGAGAAGCAAAGGGGUGGGGUUUUUUUGAUCUAAUUGCCUGGCUGCUCUAGUCUCUUGUGCAAACUGCAGGCAUCUGAGGAAAUUGGGCAACCAGCUGUGACAGCUAACAAAAGGCAGAAAAUUCUCUCUGAGCUGGCAUUUCAUCCUUGACUUGUGUUUCAGGACUGAAUCCACACCCAAGUGCUGUGUGCUUGCCUUGGCUUAGUGGUAGUGUGGAUCACAGCCUUCAUGUGAAAAUGCUAGUGUUAUUCUGAGCAGCCACAGCAGUUUCUUCCCCAGUUCCUCUGCCAUGCAUCACCUUGUAUUCACAGCAAACAGCAGGAGCUGGAGGCUUAAGUUAACCUGCAAAUAAUCACCUUCAUGAGACGUUACCUGGAGCGGUCCAGCAAGGUAUUGCACGUGAUGGAGUUGAGAUGAGAUGUGUGGACCCUUGCAGGUCCUCCUGGGAGCAGACAGUUCACAGACCUCUUAUGUCAGGCUACUUGUACGUUCUCUUUUAACCUUUUCAUUCCCAGUGCUUCCCAGGCUCCAGUCAGGUGGCUACUGGUAAUACACACCAGAGCACUCCAGGUCUUUGCUUACCUGCAUGUCCAUCAUAUUUAAUCACAUAUUUAAUAUUGAUGAUCAACUUGCUUGCUCUUAGAGGGGGGGAUGUCUGCUGGACUCUGCCACAAGAAGUCACUGACACCCUGUUUGCAGGUUACUUGUGUCUUCCUGAGCUGUAAGCACUGUGGCAGUGCCCAGCUCUGGCUCUUCAGUCUGACACUGCCUUACGCUCUCGCUGACACCCCUGCUUCUGCUCUUUUGCACAUAGCUAUUUGUGUAAUAAGCUGGACACUGAGGGCUGCCUCCCCCAAACUCUGGGGUCAAUCAAUGUGGACACUCUGCCAUUUACCAAAAAAAAAAAAAAAAAAAUAAAAGGGAAAAGGAACUAACUUGCACAGUUUUCGUAAGGGAAUAUGUACCUUCAAUAUUUUGAUUGUAUUGAUCUAACUCUUGAAUGUGGCGACCAGUUUAAGUGCACUAUUGUCCAUGUUGCAUAUGAUAUAACUUAAAUUGCACUGUACAGCAUAUUGGCGUCUAAUGUAUGCUUUGCUAAAGCCUUGGAAAGUGCUAUCGUGUACAGGUUCCUGUAUGAGGGGAAAAUGUCUACACUAGCACUCCCUUUUUUUGUAACUGUGUGACAUUGAGUAGCACUGUGUGACUUGUGCUAUGUAUCUGUUAACUAGUACAAAUUUAAGUGAUGAGUGCACUUCUGUCCAAACAUCUGGAAUUGCUAAUUGGACUUGGC
This is a messenger RNA of Haliaeetus leucocephalus (bald eagle), 5370 nucleotides long. RefSeq names its product myotubularin related protein 9 (gene MTMR9). The record is from RefSeq and is a predicted model, not a curated record. The transcript is spliced from 11 exons. Gene Ontology annotation, biological process: negative regulation of autophagy. NCBI's taxonomy places the organism in Eukaryota, Metazoa, Chordata, Aves, Accipitriformes, Accipitridae. Bases 354 to 2114 code for a protein of 586 amino acids.